This is a messenger RNA of Contarinia nasturtii (swede midge), 969 nucleotides long. Its product is annotated as odorant receptor 94a-like. Gene Ontology annotation, biological process: sensory perception of smell; detection of chemical stimulus involved in sensory perception of smell. The transcript is spliced from 6 exons. Lineage: Eukaryota; Metazoa; Arthropoda; Insecta; Diptera; Cecidomyiidae. Bases 1 to 969 code for a protein of 322 amino acids. Gene Ontology annotation, cellular component: plasma membrane. The record is from RefSeq and is a predicted model, not a curated record. Gene Ontology annotation, molecular function: odorant binding; olfactory receptor activity.
AUGAUAAAUUUAUCUAUACUCAUGUGCGUUUUUAUAUCGAAAAAUGGAAAAAUUUAUAAAUUUUUUGACAACAUUGAAAGUGCCAUUCAAAUACGUUCGGAAAAUGCAUCGACGGCGGCAUAUUUUACAGCGUCAGUUGAAAAAAUGGAAAAAUUUACAAAAUGGUUUCUGUAUAGUUUCCAAAUAACGUUUGUAUUCUUGAUGCUGCCGAUGCUGGUUAUCACUUUGUAUACGUUUUUUACUGAUGGUCUGCAAACCGAAGACUAUCAAUUACCUUUUUUUGUCUGGCAACCAUUCAACUGGCGGAGACCGAUUGGAUAUUUAAUCGCUUACACUCUUCAAUGUGGAGCCGUACAUUAUUUAUUCAUGUACUGCGUUAUAUGGAAUGCUUUUCAAGUGAUAACUUCUUUGUUGUUUGUGACAUUUGCUAAGGAUGCUAAACAAGAACUGAAAAAUAUUAACGAACUAAACAAAACUGGUGGUAAUGAAGCAGAAACUAUAAAAAGAUUUCACAAAAUCAUUCAGUACAUCGUCGAUGCAAAACAAUUUGUUUCGGACUACAACCAUAUUUAUAUGUUUGCAAUUUUGACAUUCUUAACAUGGGGUAUACUUACUGUAUGUGGCACACUGAUGAUGAUUCAAAUCGAAUUGUCACAAGAACACACGGACUGGGCAUCGUUUGUGAUCAGUUUCUUCCAAUUAUUUUGGACAUUUGUUCUUAUGUUCCUAUUGUGUUACAGUGGUCAAGAAGUAACAGGUGCAUUUGAUGAUCUUAUGUAUGAGGUUUAUCAAUGUGAAUGGGACUCGUUUCCACACCCACUACGACGCAUUCUACCCAUUCUUUUGAUUUUUAUGAAAGAGCCUGUCCAAAUUAUAGCAUAUGGUGGUGUCAAUUGCUCACUCAAAAGAUUUAAAAAGAUUGUCAACGGUGGUUAUUCAUACUAUGCUAUUCUCCGUGAGUUCUACUGA